Molecule: messenger RNA, 1614 nt
Organism: Anisakis simplex (herring worm)
Lineage: Eukaryota; Metazoa; Nematoda; Chromadorea; Rhabditida; Anisakidae
Source: the annotation of a GenBank genome assembly
AUGCUUCCCGACGAGCACUACUCCAAACAACUAGAUUUGCAACAUUUGUCAUAUAUUAAGCAAAUCAAUUAUAGAUGUGCAGCAUCUCAUUUUGCAACAUCGGUUGCUUACCUAAUGGUAACAGUCGGAUGUAUUAUGGGAUUUGGUUUUGGCUUGAUGUAUUGCCCUGCAAUUGUCGUCGUCACAAUGUAUUUCGAAAAGAAAAGAGCGUUAGCAACUGGAAUGGCCGUUUGUGGUGCUGGUAUUGGAACUGUGAUGUUCGCACCAAUCAGUGAAGCACUCAUUCGACUCUUCUCAUGGCGAUUCGUUUUUAUCGCAUACACUGGUUUCGUUUUGAUGUGUAUCGCUUGUGGUGCAGUGUUUCGUCCUCUCAAGUUUGUACCUGUCGAAGAUGAAGAGGAACGUAACGAAAAGAAAUUCGUUGGAGACAUAAAAAUAAGUGACGAGGUCAAGCAGAAAUUGAUCAAGAAUGGUGAUGACGUUCAACAAGUCCAGCCGAAGGUAUUGCUUAGAAAAUGUUUGCGUUCAGUGAGUGCCAGCGAAAUUUCGAAUUUUUUCAACCAUUUGGAUGACAACGAAAAGAAUACGUCUUCGAAUGGUGGCGAUCGAGUAAAUGGUAGACGAAAUUCGCUUGAAGAAUCAGAUAAGCCAACGCCACGCCCACGGUUGGCUAGCUUAAAUCUGAAUGCCAGCUCACCAGGCAGACAAAGAACUAUCUCAGAAUCAACCGGUUUCAUCAGUGUUAAAGACGUGUUCUAUACGGGAUCGGUGACAGAGAUUCCUGAUUUCGUAGAGAAAAGGGAUCAGUAUCGUUCUAUAACGUCGCUGAACUUAGGCAAAAAUGGUACUUUGGAAACGGUCAAAGAAGAAGAACAACACGCUGAAGCGAGCCGAGUGCGAGAAAUCUGGAGAACAAUAUCGAAGAUGACAGACUUGACAUUGCUCUACGAUCCGGUAUUUCUUCUUUUCGCCAUAUCAAAUCUUCUGACGAGCGUCGCAUUCAAUUCACCUCUUGUAUUCUUGCCCGUGCACGCUGAAUCACUCGGUUGUUCGCCUGAACAAGGAGCGCGAGUUAUUAGCGUAUUUGGUUUGAUGAAUACGAUCGGUCGAAUAUUAUUUGGUUCGGUAUCGGAUCGCGAAUUCCCAACAAAAUAUGGCAAAGACACUGCUCGGAAUCGUUUAUGGAUAUACAUCAUAUCGUUGACCGUUUGUGGAACUCUUACGAUGCUUGUCUUUUUAUGCACCGAUUUCUACUCGCUUGCGUUAUAUUCGGGAUUGUUCGGUUUAACACUUUCAUCGUACGUUUGUUUGACGUCAGUUUUAUUGGUUGAUCUGUUGGGUUUGGAACGACUUACGAAUGCAUUCGGCCUCCUGCUUCUCUUCCAGGGCAUUGGCACUGUCUUUGGACCUCCCAUUGCAGGAAGAAUUGCUGACGUGACUGGUAACUACAAUUGGUCAUUUAUAUUCUGUGGAGUGUCGUUAUUGAUAUCUGGGUUGAUGUUAUUUAUUGUACCGUCAGUUCAAAGAAAAGAAGCCAAAAAAAAGUUGGAUAUUGAGGAGGCAGAUGCGACUAUGGAGAAAUUGUCUCCAUCAACUGUUACGACACCUUUGUGA